CCAUAUGUAUGUAAGCUCUGUUAAAAGCAACGUGGCAUACUUUAUGGAGAUUUAAACGUUUAUAUACGCAUAUGAUGUUUGCUGAAGUGAAGUUAUCGGAUGCAAACGAAUAUUUCAUAUUGUAUCCAGCGUGUCAGCAUAUUAAUAUAAUAUGCUAAAAUUACUGAAAAUUAAGACUGCGUUUGCAGUCAUUGUUAUUUAUUGUGUGUGUAUGUGCUUUAUAUUGCUUUAUUUCCCGUUCAAAAUGAGCGUGUUCGAAGCUUAUGAUAACUACAACAAAAUCAUAAUGCAUUACAAACAAAAUGUGAUUUCAAGAGGAAAUAAUCGUUUAAAAGGAUAUAAUCCAAAUGGUCUGAUUAUUAGUACCCAAGGACCCGUGAGGAGAACUGAAGCAACAUGGCAAAAUACCACAUAUGCAGCGGAACGAAAAAGUGGCUAUGUAGAUACUACCAAGGAGUCAGUUUCUACGGGGAAAAUCCUGACAUUUUCGUUUGACGAAGUUAGAGAUUUAUACUCACAACUUCAGCAAACGCGCAGUCGGCAUAAUAUGAUUAACUGUAGCAAAAUCGUUAUUGACGGUGAUCUGCUGGAACUGUCUAAAGCACAACAGACAAUGAAAGAAAGUGCUAGACCUGCAUUAGAUGUGACAUUUUUCAAGAAUAUCUCAAAUUGUGGACAUUUCAAAAAGCAGCGAGGCUAUAUUACACAUCAACUUAGCGAGAAAGAAAGCAAUUUUCCAAUCGCCUUCUCUUUGAUCGUUUAUAAAGACAUCGAACAGGUUGAAAGAUUGUUACGUGCGAUUUUUCGUCCACAGAAUAUGUAUUGCGUACACAUUGAUUUGAAAGCAACUACAGAUUUUAUUAUUGCGAUAAACACGAUCACAAAGUGCUUCGAAAAUGUUUUUAUAGCACCGGAAUUAUUGAAUGUAACAUGGGGUACAUUUUCUGUUCUAGAAGCAGAGAUGGUCUGUCUACGAAAACUUUUAAAUUUUAAGAAAUGGAAGUACUUUAUCAACCUUACCGGCCAGGAAUUCCCAUUGAAGACGAACAAAGAGCUCGUUGAAAUACUUGAAGCACUCGAUGGUGCCAAUGUUGUAGAUGGUACGCUUUUAAGACCAAGCAUGUAUGAUUUCCAUAGAUGGACGUUGGCCAGAAAACCGCCGCCACAUAAAAUUAGACCGGUCAAAGGCUCAGUCCAUGUGGCAAUCAAUAGAUAUAUGGCCGACUAUGCUGUACACAAUGCAAAGGCUCAAGACUUCUAUAUGUGGCUUCGAGAGACAUCUUUCCCGGACGAAUCAUUCUUUUCGUCCCUAAAUUACAACCCAAAUCUCAGGAUAAACGGAUCGUUCAUAGGAAAAAUUGAAGACCUUCCAAGUGAGCGUUUCAUUGCCCGGUAUAAGGUGUGGAGGGGCUUUCAGCAGCCGUGCGGGGGCAAGUACGAGCGCGACAUCUGCGUGCUGGGCGUGGCGGACCUGUGGCGCGCCUACCACGACGUGGGGCUGUUCGUGAACAAACUGCACCUGAACUAUCAGUACCUCGCCUUGGACUGCCUCGAAGAAGUCAUGCAUGAGAAAACGUUGAGGCAAUUCAAUGACAACACCACGAUCGACACCAACUUUUAUAAACAGUUGUAUUUUGUACAGCAUAAAAUUAUACUUUGAUCAUGGUUCGAAAACAGACGUAAAAAAGGACACACACAAAAUUGUUUAAUUUUCAUUUAAUGCAUUAAUUAAGUGGAUUAAAAGUUUGCCCGUC
Dreissena polymorpha is the source of this 1754-nucleotide messenger RNA. RefSeq names its product beta-1,3-galactosyl-O-glycosyl-glycoprotein beta-1,6-N-acetylglucosaminyltransferase 4-like. Gene Ontology annotation, molecular function: glycosyltransferase activity. The transcript is spliced from 4 exons. The record is from RefSeq and is a predicted model, not a curated record. Bases 152 to 1660 code for a protein of 502 amino acids. Gene Ontology annotation, cellular component: membrane. Lineage: Eukaryota; Metazoa; Mollusca; Bivalvia; Myida; Dreissenidae.